Molecule: messenger RNA, 596 nt
Organism: Selaginella moellendorffii
Lineage: Eukaryota; Viridiplantae; Streptophyta; Lycopodiopsida; Selaginellales; Selaginellaceae
Exons: 1
Coding region: 114-518 (134 amino acids)
Source: RefSeq, a predicted model, not a curated record
ACCUUUUACUUUGAAACCCUAAACUUUACAUAUCAUCACUUUACACUGUGACACGACACGCUAUCUCUACUUUCCAUUCUCACUUUUUCUCGCGAGAAAGAAGUCGAAUUGGAAUGGCCUCGCUCGUCUGCGCUGAGCUUCCCUCCAUGAUCUCCUCAAUUACUCUCCACAGAUUCCAAGCUUUCGGGAGCUCCAGAACGAAUCUAGCUCUUCCCAGGCAAAUCUCCGCUCAGGUAUCUUCCAUUGGUAAGGAAAGUAGCAAAUGCGACGAGAUCCCAACCAGCGCUGCCGCUGAGAAGCGAGAUCCGGCACCUAAUUCUCCACCACUCCAACACCUCAAGCCGAUGAUCGCCACCAAGCUGUCCGAGCUGAGCAAAUUCCUCUUCUCCACCCGGAAGAAAGGGGACCUGACCGAUGUUCUUCUGAUGAGCAUCUCCAUGGCCGUGUUCGUUUAUAUAUCCCAGCAGCUCGUCUGUGUCUACUGCCUACUUCGUCACCAUCACUUCGACCUCUUCUAGUUCGAUCUGGAAGGAGAUCGAUAGAUCUACAGCUGCGCCUCUUGUAUAUAACAAAGUAAUCUAGAAAAACUAUACUCA